AAUCAAUCAUUUAUAUGGAUCAGUUACAUGCUGUAUAACUCUGAUAGAUAUGAAUAAUUUGAUGACAACAACAACAACAAGAAAAGGAGAUUCAUUUGAGAGGUUUGGCGACGAUUUGGCACAACUGUUGGUCAGUUAUCUGCCAAUUGAUAGCAGACUUAGACUGGAAUGUGUGUCCAAACAGUUCCAGUAUGUGAUAUACAAUACUCAAGAUUAUAUACUAUGGGAUAACACACAGAUUGCCAAUCCUUGCAGACAUUUCAAUUGUUCACAAUGUUUGUCAAUUGGAUUUGAAAAGAUACUGAAGAAGUGUCCAUAUAUUAAGUAUAUUAAAUUCAAUGGUAUGGACGCCAUAAUGUUUACCGAUCACUAUUUGUAUCUAAUGAUAGCCAACUGUCCUUAUUUAAAAUGUCUAACAAUUAAAUUGAAACAAUCAAUGGCUUACACUUCACUAACCUCUUACAUGUUUAGUCAGUUUUUGAUCCGAUUUGCCGGACAAUUACAAUCCAUUAGUAUCUUUGGAUUUAAUCACAUAUUCAAUGAAUUAUUGUCUUAUCUGGACAUUAGUUAUGCGCCAAAUCUGAGAAAUGUUUAUCUAGAGUGCGAUGAUAAAGACUAUUUCAUUGAAUUGAAUCGCAUCUAUUACUCGACUAAUGUCAAUACACUGCCAAAGACAUUGGAUUCACUGGCGUUUGUCGUACAACAUGAAAGUGUACAGUUAUUUCAGACAUUUGCCGCCAAUUACGGCCAGCAAAUCAAAUGUCUUCAGAUUCUGAUCGGCGGACGUUUUAUACGACAAUAUAUGAAUCAAUUGAAGUCUGGUUUUUCACAAAUGAAUGAAUUAACUCAUUUGAAUCUAAUUAUUGAUACCUCAGAUGAAAUCAACGAUGAAGAUGAAGAUGAGGAUGAAAAUGAAGAUCUUUGUAUUAGUGAACUUUUGGUUGCAUUAGUUCAACAAAUUGCUAAAAGUUGUGCAAAAUUAACAACUCUUAAGAUAAAAUCUUAUAAUAACGAAGAUAUAUGCAAAGGAACCGUUUGGAUACUGAUUGAAAUAAUAUGCCAUAAAAUGAAUCAAUUGAAUAGUUUAUCCAUUGAAUGUCCCGUCAAUUCCCUGAAUAACGAUAUUUAUCUAAUGACCAGCAAAUCAUUGUCACAAUUGAAACACUUAAGACAAUUACGGCUCGAGUUCAGCGGUGCUGUCAUUAUUAAUGACGAGUUCUUUACUAACAUUGACCAUCACUUGCCUCAACUCCAACUCAUAGAUAUCAAAGAACCGUUUGAUAUCAGUAGUGAAACAAUCAAAAGUCUGGCCAAACUUAGACACUUGAAUACCAUUCGUUUGUAUAGUUCUGCAAACGAAGACAUUGACGAAGAUCUAAUCAUUAGUGAACUCAUCGAUCGGGCAAAUGUUACCAACAUUUAUAUUACACGUCUGGGUUCAACAAAUGGGUUCAUCCGGGGUAAACAAAUUUGA
Messenger RNA from Oppia nitens, 1474 nucleotides. RefSeq lists its product as uncharacterized. NCBI's taxonomy places the organism in Eukaryota, Metazoa, Arthropoda, Arachnida, Sarcoptiformes, Oppiidae. Bases 50 to 1474 code for a protein of 474 amino acids. The transcript has 2 exons. The record is from RefSeq and is a predicted model, not a curated record. Gene Ontology annotation, molecular function: protein binding.